AUGCUUUCCGCCUACCUCGCCGUUGGAGCUCUUGCUCUUCACACCGUCAGCGCCUGGACUUACCCAGACUGCGAACCUGAUAACUGCUACCGAAACUUAAUGGAUACUCGAUUCACUGCCGAGGCCCCAAGCUUCUGCGUUGACUUCCUCUCUGCAACCACCACCGCAGCAUCCGCUGUCCCAACGGAUUUCGCCAACUGCGAUGUUGCUGCUGCAUCCUCAGCCUGCUCUUGCAUUGUCUAUACCCUUACCCACACUAGCUCUGCCUCAUCCACCUCUUCCUCCGUGAUCGUUUCGACCACCCCAGAGACCAGCACCUCCACAUCCGCUCCAUGGACUUCAUCCUCAAGCUCAAGCUAUGUUGUGAUAAGCACACCAACCGUCACCCCAUCUUCCUCUUAUAGCGCCUCAAGCUCAAGCUCCUACUCCGUUGAGAGCUCCACCUCUGUCCCAAUGACCACUAGCACAGUCUACACCGUCACAAGCUGUGCUGCAACAGUGACUGAUUGCCCAGCUCGAUCCACUGCAGUGACAACAGAGACCAUCGCAUUGUACACCACUGUCUGCCCAGUCUCUGAGGUCUCGACCCCAGUCUCAGCUCCAGUUACAUCAACCUCGACCUACAUGACCACCGAGACAAUCACCAUCAAGUCCUGCCCAGCCACCGUUCCCAACUGCCCACUUACCACCAGCUUGACCACCUACCCAUGCACUACAACCUAUGUGGUCACACCCACAUAUGCACCAACUGUACCAGUAUCCAGCAUACCAGCCGGAAUCACCACCGUCCCAGUCUCUGGAACAGGAGCUCCAACCAAGACAACUUCGUCCGGAACUCUUGAGGUCACUGCUGCCGCCGGCCGUCUGAACGGAGGCUUGGAGAUGGUCGCUGCUGCUGCUGGGUUCGUCGCUGUUGCUUUCUUGUAA
Molecule: messenger RNA, 927 nt
Organism: Mollisia scopiformis
Lineage: Eukaryota; Fungi; Ascomycota; Leotiomycetes; Helotiales; Mollisiaceae
Exons: 4
Coding region: 1-927 (308 amino acids)
Source: RefSeq, a predicted model, not a curated record